UUCAAGUGUUGAACUGCCCUGCCACAAGCACGCCUACAUUAUGGCCACUCCCGUAUGUAGUCUCUCCAAUUUAGUAGUGAUUGCAGCACUCAUACUGCUUCCCACUUGUUUGAGCUUGUCGUCAUCAACGACCAGCAGCAAGGAAUCCACAAUGGACCGUGAGGCCCUGCUUUGUCUCAAGUCCAACCUCUCGGAUCCCAGAGGCGCCCUUGCCACAUGGAGCAAGAAUGCUUCACUAGAUUUCUGCCAGUGGCAUGGCGUCUCGUGCAGCAAACGGCAUGCGCAGCGCCGUGUCGUCGCGCUGGAUCUCGAGGGAGAAGGUCUUGCUGGCCAACUGCCACCAUGCAUCUCCAACCUGACUUCUCUUGCGAGAAUUCACCUGGCCAACAACAGGCUCACCGGGGGUAUCCCGCCGGAACUUGGCCUGCUUGCUAGACUCCGCUACCUUGACCUCAGCCACAACGCCCUCGGCGGCAAGAUACCGGCCAACCUCUCAUCUUGCUCCGGGCUUGAGGUAGUCGCGCUUGGGAGCAACUCCCUCGAAGGUGAGAUUCCACCAUACCUUGGUUCUUCACUUCCCAGCCUUCGCACUCUCUCCCUUUGGAACAACAGCCUCUCUGGAGCCGCCCCAGCAUCCAUUUUCAGCAGCCCAUCAAUCGAAAAGAUUGAUCUUUCCAUGAACCUGUUGUCAGGACCGAUUCCUAUUCUCUCUGCCAACUCAUCUUCAGUUCUUAGGCUUAUUAAUCUUAUCUUGAACAGCUUCUCAGGGGAGAUACCAUCCACCAUAGGGAACUUGACUUCCCUAACCAAUCUCGUGCUCGCCGGUAACCAAUUGCAAGGAACAAUCCCGAGGACUCUAGUGAGAGCCUCAGGCUUGGAAUUUCUUGAUCUGACAUACAAUAAUCUUUCCGGGAUUGUGCCCAUCUUUGUCUACAACUUCACCUUGCUCCAGUACCUUGGCCUAGGAAACAAUGCUUUUGUUGGAAGAUUACCUUCUGACAUGGGCAAGACGCUCCCAAACCUCCAGAUGUUGGCCAUGGCCAUGAAUCAUCUCGAGGGCCCGAUCCCUCUGUCGCUAGGCAACGCCUCUAACCUCGAGGCAAUCUAUCUUUCUACAAACAAUUUCAGUGGGGUCAUCCCGUCUUUUGGAUCCCUGGCAAAAUUAGACACAGUACUGAUGUACAGUAACCGCUUGGCAGCAGGAGAUUGGGGGUUCCUCUCCUCGUUAACCAACUGCUCACAGUUACGGUGGGUAAGUUUGUCUGAGAACAACUUACGUGGACAGCUGCCUGCAUCUCUUUCUAAUCUUUCCAAAACACUGGAGAUCCUUGAUCUAGGGUCCAAUCACAUAAGUGGAACUAUUCCGGAUGAGAUUGAUAACCUUCUCAACCUCACCAUGCUUUAUCUCAAUGAUAACCUGUUAACUGGGAAAAUACCUUCUACUCUUGGUCACCUAUCCAAUUUGAGUGAGCUCGUUCUAUCAGGAAAUCAUUUGUAUGGAGAGAUUCCUUCGUCAUUAGGUAAUCUUGAUAGACUGAACAAGCUUAAUUUACAGGAAAAUGACCUGACAGGAACCAUACCAGUAGAUUUGUCCCGGUGCACAAAUUUGCUAGCACUAAACCUCUCUUGCAAUUCGCUUCAUGGAAACGUGCCUACAGAACUCUUCAGUGGUCUACGUCAAUUGAGUUUGUACCUUGAUUUGUCAUACAACCAACUCAACAGCAGCCUGCCAUUUGAAAUUGGUGGACUGAUCAAUCUUAUUUCUUUGAACAUAUCUCACAACAAUUUCAUCGAUCAAAUCCCAUCCACCAUGGGUAGUUGUCUCCUCCUGCAGUCCGUCCACAUGGAAGGGAACCAACUAGAAGGAAGCAUCCCACAAUCCUUGAUGAACUUGAAAGGCAUCAUGGAGUUGGAUUUCUCUCAGAACAAACUGUCCGGGGAAAUACCACACUUCUUUGAGAAUUUCACGACAUUAGAAUAUCUAAAUCUAUCAUUCAACAACCUCAAUGGACCAGUUCCUACGGCCGGAGUCUUCGCUAACGCAAGUGAAGCAUUUAUCCAGGGCAAUCCACAGCUGUGCACGGAUGAGCCGAUGCUACAACUACCUUUAUGCUCUGCUUCCGAGCAUAAGAGAAGGCAUCCCUUGCUUAAACCAUUGGUAGCAGUUGUAGCCUUGGUUGCUGCACUCUUGGUUGUCUUUGUGGUCAUCAUUAUCUCGAGGAAAAGACAGAAAAUCACAAGCACCCUGAAACUUAAUCGUUCCCGCAAGGAACUGACGGUGUUAUCAUACAGUGACCUGAGAAAAGCAACAAAUGGUUUCUCUGUCUCCAAUUUGGUAGGCAGUGGGCAAUUUGGUGAAGUCUACAAAGGUGUGCUGCAUACAGAAGCUGAUCCAGUUGCAAUCAAAGUUUUCAAACUUGGUGAAUAUGGAGCCUCUGAUAGCUUCAUCUCUGAGUGUGACGCUUUAAGGUACAUACGCCACCGAAACCUUGUGAAAGUGAUCACAGCGUGCUCCACAUAUGAUCCGGUGGGGAAUGAAUUCAAAGCUCUUGUCCUUGAGUUCAUGGCGAAUGGUACCCUUGAAAGUCGGUUUCAUGACAACUUUCACCGUUAUGCUGAUUUGACCCUGGCUGCAAGGAUAUGCAUAGCAGUGGACAUAGCUUCUGCUUUAGAUUAUCUCCAUAAUCAGUGUGCCCAACCAUUGGUCCACUGUGACCUGAAGCCAAGCAAUAUUCUUUUUGACGACAAUAACAGCGCCCAUGUUUGUGACUUCGGUCUGGCAAGGUUUCUCCCUGGCUGCUAUUCUUCUGCAGGGCAUAACAUGCCCACGAGCUUUGUUGGACCCAGAGGAUCUGCGGGAUACAUUGCACCUGAGUAUGCCACAGGCAGCAGAAUUUCUACCGGUGGUGAUAUUUAUAGCUUUGGUAUUAUUAUUCUGGAAUUGCUCACAAGGAAGCGCCCUACUCAUGGACUGUUCAAAGAUGGUCUAACACUUCACAAGUAUGUGGAUGAAUCAUAUCCACAUUAUACUGAAGUAGUAGACCCCGACAUUCUGGCACAUUUCGAGUCUGAGCAACCCAACCAUGCCUCGAAAGUACAAGAACAGCCUGCGAUUGCACAGGUGCAAAGAUGCAUCGUUAAGCUUCUCAAAAUUGGCCUUAUGUGCUCUAGCGACUCUCCAAGAGAUCGGCCAAAUGCACACGACGUUCAUAACAACCUAAUCGCAGUAAGGGAUGAGCUCAACUCAUAAAACAAAUAAGUGCAGCAUUGGCGAACCAGGUGUCUACCAACAAGACAAGCUUUCAUUGUACUAUUUUGUAAUUAAGUACUAAUAUUAUUCAUAAAUAAACAGUGUAAGAGCUGAAUCGAUCAGCCCCUUUCUGGUA
Molecule: messenger RNA, 3386 nt
Organism: Lolium rigidum
Lineage: Eukaryota; Viridiplantae; Streptophyta; Magnoliopsida; Poales; Poaceae
Product: receptor kinase-like protein Xa21
Exons: 2
Coding region: 41-3250 (1069 amino acids)
Biological process (GO): protein phosphorylation
Molecular function (GO): ATP binding; protein kinase activity; protein binding
Source: RefSeq, a predicted model, not a curated record